AUGGACGGGUUCACCGGCAGCCUGGAUGACAGUAUGUCUGGUGCGAGCGUCUCGGACGUGAACGACCGUCUGUCUGCGUUAGAGCUGCGAGUCCAGCAGCAGGAGGAUGAGCUGACGGUGAUGAAAGCGGCGCUCGCCGACGUCCUCCGGCGUCUGGCGGCGUCCGAAGACGCCUCGAAGAAACCGCACGGAGGGAAGGGUGGUGCUGCAAUGCGGGAGGCCUACUCCAUGUCCUGCAUCGCUAACGGAGGGACGGGACGGAAGAGGGACUCCACCUCCGUCACCAGGAAGGAGACAGUGUCUUCCGCCGCCAAGAGUGGACCGGAGAAAAAGAAGGAGGCAGUGCAGCGCUCUCAGAUGGAGGAGAUCCAGGAGCGAGAGGAACCUCCUCGCCCGAAGGACUCCUCCCCUUGCCCCUCCUCCUCCUCCUCCCCCCACCCCCCUCCCGCCCCCUCCCAGAAACAUACGUCCGAUAGCAGCAAAGGCCACACCCCAUUCAAAAGGGGUCCCAGCGUGAAGCGGUCUUCAGGGAUGGAGCGCUCCCAGAGCAGCACCUGGGACUCCUCAGAGGACAGUAGGAACAAACUGGUGAAGGCAGCGUCUACCUCCAGGCUGCUGGCCAAGGUGGCGAAGAACACAGACAGACAUAAAGACCCGGUGAUCAGUCAAGCCAAAAUGUCCACCAGAGAGAAAAACAGCCAGGCCGAGGGGAACAUUAAGAUGUUCAUGCGGGGUCGUCCCAUCACGAUGUUCAUCCCGUCGAAUGUGGAGAACUACGACGACAUUCGCACCGAGCUGCCUCCAGAAAAGCUGAAGCUGGACUGGGUGUACGGUUAUCGCGGCAGAGACUGCAGAGCCAACGUCUACCUCCUCCCAACCGGAGAGAUCCUCUACUUCAUCGCCUCUGUGGUGGUUCUGUUCAACUAUGAAGAACACACUCAGAGACACUACCUGGGACACACUGACUGCGUCAAGUGUCUGGCCAUCCAUCCUGAUAAGAUCCGGAUCGCGACGGGUCAGAUUGCGGGAGUGGACAAAGACGGACGGCCGCUGCAGCCUCACGUCCGGAUCUGGGACAGCGUCAGCCUGUCCACGCUGCAGGUCAUCGGCAUGGGGACGUUUGAACGAGGCGUCGGUUCUCUGGCGUUCUCCAAAGCGGACUCGGGUCAGCACCUCAGUGUGAUCGACGACUGUAACGACCACAUGCUGACGGUCUGGGACUGGCAGAAGAAAUCCAAGAUCGCAGAGAUUAAGACCACAAACGAGGUGGUCCUGGCUGUGGAGUUCCACCCCACCGACCCCAGCACCAUUGUGACCUGCGGGAAGUCCCACAUCUUCUUCUGGACCUGGAAUGGAUCUGCUUUGGCUCGUAAACAGGGAAUCUUUGGGAAAUACGAGAAGCCGAAGUUCGUGCAGUGUCUGGCCUUCCUGAGUUCUGGAGACAUCCUGACUGGAGACUCUGGAGGGGUCCUGCUGGUCUGGACCAGGAGCUCCGCUGAGACCCCCACAGGGAAGGGACCUCGAGCCUUUCAGAUCAGCCGACAGGUCAAAGGUCACGAGGGCAGCGUCUACUGUGUGUGUGAGAUGAGGAGCGGCACCCUGCUGACCGGGGGAGGAAAAGACCGGAGGAUCAUCCUGUGGGACCACGAGCUGAGAUCAGACCGGGACAUCGAGGUUCCAGACCAGUACGGGGCGAUCCGGGCGGUCUCUGAGGAAGGGGAGGAGUUUCUGGUGGGAACGUCUCGAAACUUCAUCCUGAGGGGAACCUUCAACGACGGCUUCCUGGUGGAAGUGCAGGGACACACAGACGAGCUGUGGGGUCUGGCGUGUCACCCGUCCAGAGCCCUGUUCCUGACCUGUGCUCAGGACAGACUGGUCUGUCUCUGGAACGCUGCCGAGCACAGUCUGCAGUGGAGCCGCAGUCUGGAGGAACAUGGACACUGUGCAGACUUCCAUCCCAGUGGAGCUGUGGUCGCCAUAGGAACGCACUCAGGAAAGUGGUACCUCCUGGACGCAGAGUCCACGGACCUGGUGGGGAUCCACACGGACGGGAACGAGCAGCUGUCCGUGAUGCGGUACUCCACCGAUGGCAGUCUGCUGGCUGUUGGUUCUCACGAUAACUUCAUUUACCUCUACAACGUCUCAGAGAGGGGACGCAAGUACAGCCGCUACGGAAAGUGUUCAGGACAUUCCAGCUACAUCACUCACCUGGACUGGUCACCUGAUAACAACUUCAUCAUGUCCAACUCCGGAGACUAUGAGAUCCUCUACUGGGACGUCCCGAACGGCUGCAAACUGAUCAGAAACCGUUCAGAGUGUAAAGACAUCGACUGGGCCACAUAUACCUGUGUGCUGGGAUACCAUGUGUUCGGAGUGUGGCCGGAAGGCUCUGAUGGGACGGACAUCAACGCCCUGAUGAGGUCUCACCACCGGAAGGUGAUCGCUUUGGCAGACGACUUCUGUAAAGUUCACCUCUUCUCCUACCCGUGUUCUACCUUCAAGGCUCCCAGCCAUAAGUACAGCGCCCACAGCAGUCAUGUGACCAACGUGAGCUUCCUGUUUGACGACAGCCACCUGCUGUCCACGGGGGGGAAGGACAUGAGCAUCAUGCAGUGGCGUCUGGUGGAGAAGAGCUCGCUGUCCCUCACAGACGGCCUCCUGUCCAACUCCGCCCCCCGCCGGGCCGAGCCCGUCUACGCCCCGCCUCCUCCCCCCACGGCCAACGGGACCCGGGAGCCCUGUCCGGAAAGCCCGCCCCCCUGCGACCUGGCCCCGCCCGCCUCGGAGGCGACCCCGCCCCCGUCGGACAGCACGGUGAGCCUGAAGGACAGCCUGGAGCCCAGCGACGACACGGCCACGCCCAGCGACGAGGGGCUGCCGCCGCUGACUCCGCCCUCCUAGACCGCCCGGCCCGGCCCGCCGGGGACUCGGGACGCAGCGGUCGCCAGGACGGCUCCUCGCUUCCUGUCAGGAGGUCCACAGGGGGUCUCAACCUGCAGACAGUCUGGACAGUCUGUGGGGACGGACACUCAGAGGUCCAGCCGUCCACUCAUCAACACACAGACACACACACUCACAUGGUCUCUCUCUCUCUCUCUCUCUCUCUCUCUUUCGCUCUCUCUCUCUCUCUCGUUCUCUCUCUCUCUCUCUCUCUCUCUCUCUCUCUCUCUCUCUUUCUUUCUCACACACACAUGCACACACACACACUCAGACCCUCACACACCCUGGGGACUUCAUGAUGUUCCAGUGUGUGUGUGUGUGAACUGAAAGCUGCUACGAUGCUCAGUGUCAAGCAGCAGAGACCCCACAGCCCCGGGACCACCGCCGUCCAAUCAGAGCGGAGCAUCGAGGGCCGUGGCAGGACGAUUCAGGACGUGGCAGCACAUUUCAAGACAAUUCAGGACGUUUCAGGAUGUGGCAGGACGAUUCGGGACGCAGUCCCUCUGUAGUCCGUCUGUACAUACUGCAGAGCUGGAUGUAUAUUUCUGUUCUCCAGGAGGGGGCAGCAGCGCUCUGGUCCAAUCAGCCCUGUGGGGGGUCGGCUGGGUGUCUUUGUCCCUGUUCUGGACCAUUUCUGUUCGACACCCCAGUGACGGGGACGUCUCUUGUCUUUUUUACACUCAUCUCUCGGCUCGUCCCUCAGCUCGUCUCUUCUGCACCCGUCUCUCAGAUCGUCCCUCAGCUCGUGUCUUUUUUGUCUCUCAGUUCGUCCCUCAGCUCGUCUCUUCUAUACUCGUCUCUCAGCUCGUCUCUUCUGUGCUCGUUUCUUUUACACUUGUCCCUCAGUGUUUGGGAAUGCUGAUAUUUUGGGGUGGGACUUCGGGGAAGGUUUCGGGGGUGGGGGGUGGCUGGAGGGGGGGUUAAAGUGUGUAAUUUCCAGUGUUCGGUUAACAACAUUGAUACUUGUGAUGUUGUUCAUGUGACUGUUUUGAGCCAAUCACAUCUUCUCUCAUGCAUUCCUGUCAGAGGACAGACUGUACGGAAGAUUUCAACAAAAAAAAUGCAAAUAAAUGUUUUGAAACCAAA
Messenger RNA from Salarias fasciatus (jewelled blenny), 4026 nucleotides. RefSeq names its product EMAP like 4 (gene eml4). Gene Ontology annotation, molecular function: microtubule binding. The record is from RefSeq and is a predicted model, not a curated record. NCBI's taxonomy places the organism in Eukaryota, Metazoa, Chordata, Actinopteri, Blenniiformes, Blenniidae. Gene Ontology annotation, cellular component: mitotic spindle. Gene Ontology annotation, biological process: microtubule cytoskeleton organization.